AUGGCGUUAUUAGGCAAACAAGGGUGGAGAAUUUUGCGACGACCUGGGUCUCUGGUCCGUCAAGUGCUUAAAGCAAAAUAUUUUCCACAAUCUAGCUUUAUGCCGGCAAAAUUGGGAGCUUCUUCUUCCCUUACAAGGCGCAGUGUACGGUCCGCAAAAAGGGUGCUUGAAAUGGGACUAAGGUGGAGAGUAGCGAAUCGCAAACAGAUAAGAAUAUGGGAGGAUGUGUGGGCUACAACACGCCAGACUCUUACACCAUGCGGAGACAGGAAUAUAGGUGCAAGGUAUUAUUGGGUCUUUGACUUGACCAUGCUGGUAGCAAAUGGAAGGAAAAUGAGAUUAGGCAAGCAUUCUCGAUCGAGGAAGCGGACCAGAUUUGCAGUAUACAAAUUGGACGUCAUGAAAGGGAGGACAAGCUCAUUUGGGGAGAAGAAAAGAAUGGAGAAUACUCGGUGA
Molecule: messenger RNA, 456 nt
Organism: Durio zibethinus
Lineage: Eukaryota; Viridiplantae; Streptophyta; Magnoliopsida; Malvales; Malvaceae
Source: RefSeq, a predicted model, not a curated record